This is a messenger RNA of Rodentolepis nana, 1332 nucleotides long. The record is from the annotation of a GenBank genome assembly. NCBI's taxonomy places the organism in Eukaryota, Metazoa, Platyhelminthes, Cestoda, Cyclophyllidea, Hymenolepididae.
AUGGAAUUUGAUAGGAGCGUUCCCACCAUUUCCCUUAACAGUUCUUGCGCUGAUAACGGUCAACCCAAAGCCGAGACUUACUCUCAAUCCCCCGCCACAAUUUCAAUAAAGGGAUCAUCCGAAAUAGCCGUGAAUCUUUCAACACCUGAAACAGCAGAUAUUCCGGAGCGAUCUAGUACUAGUCAACCUUCGGGUUUUAUUUCAUUCUUUUCCAAUCGUCAAAGAAAAACUUCUGGCGCCCCUACAAUAUCUAUCGUCUCUGUAAAGCAGUCGCGUCUAUUGUGCGUUGCGAAAAUAGAUGAGAGUAUUCAAGCUGUUGACGAUCUUUUGGAUUUCCAUAAUCGGGCAAUAAAGGCUGAGAACAAAGUCUCUAAUGCUCUUUGGCAUACCGUUCAAUAUUGCAAAUCCCGAAAAUCCGAUUCAUACUUUCGAAAUAGUUCACAAGGCAGCUGUAAUGGAAGUCAAUCGAAUGUUCCCAGCUCAUUUUUUAGAGGUGAUAAUAAUGUUGAUUCAGGUAUCUCUGAAAUGACCACUGAAAGUUCACCCUUUCCUCUGUCAAACAGCAUUCAAAGUUCUUCCCUCUCUCAGGCAAAACAGUUUCUCCAAUGUUUUGUCGACGCUAAUGAAUGCCGGGCUAAAAUCGCUACAUGUAGAGCUUCAUUUCACAAGAAAGUCACUACUUAUCAACUUCAAUUGGUUUCUGAGACCCUACAACGACUCAGGUCUCUCUAUAUCGAUCUUGAUACCAAGUUAGAGACAUAUUCCUCCCAAUUAGAAUCCGACGUUAGAGAAUGUUGGAGGAAGUAUGCUAAGUAUGCAGAUAACGUUACUCGUCUUCGAACUAGACUUAAUUCUCUCUUAGAAAAAGGCAUGGCUAAUAAACGAAAAGCGAUUGAGACAGCAGUCAAUGAUUUAGAUGGAGCCACAGUGAAACUACACUUGGCUCAUAAUGCCUACACGUUGUCUCUAAUUACGGCCCGUCAGUAUCAUCAGUGGUUAGUGACACGUCUUCAACCAUGCCUCUACCGAAAUCUCAAUCGAUGUCUUCGGUUGGCUGAUUAUUCCAUUUCCUACCUCCUUCGCUUAGUUCGUAUUGAUCAAGCACCCAAGGGGACCUUCGAUUUUAUUGCACCUCCUGAUAGUGAUCCUCUGGGGGAUAUGGGUCUCGAUGCUGAACUCCUGAGUGAUGGCAUGGAAGCCCUGGGAGAGGAUACUUUUAGGAGGGCUUUCCCGUUUGACGCUGAUUUGCUUGUUAGAGCAGGAGAUGACUCGUUACAACCUGACAAGAUCAUUGUUAAUCAAAUGACCGCCUAUCAUGUUCAAAAACUGUAA